Penicillium pulvis is the source of this 1657-nucleotide messenger RNA. Its product is annotated as SYLF and SH3 domain-containing protein. Gene Ontology annotation, biological process: actin filament bundle assembly; actin cortical patch localization. The record is from RefSeq and is a predicted model, not a curated record. Lineage: Eukaryota; Fungi; Ascomycota; Eurotiomycetes; Eurotiales; Aspergillaceae. Gene Ontology annotation, cellular component: actin cortical patch. Gene Ontology annotation, molecular function: phosphatidylinositol binding; actin filament binding. Bases 79 to 1305 code for a protein of 408 amino acids. The transcript is spliced from 4 exons.
AGUCCGAUUAACAGCCUUCUCGCCUUGUCAGCCUUUUCUCCUCUCGGUCUUCACUCUCUCUUCUUUGACGCCUUCAGGAUGCCUCUCGGGAUCCAUAAUCCACUACCGUCGUCUUUGAGCAGUGAAUGCAAGAAGGUGGCAAAGAUCUUGACCUCUUUCGUUGAUCCAAAGCAGGCUUUCGGUCCAGACAAGGUCAUUCCACCAGAGAUUUUGGCCAAUGCAAAGGGCUUGGCGGUUCUGACGGUUCUGAAAGCCGGAUUUAUUGGCUCUGGUAGAUUCGGUUCAGGUCUCGUUGUCGCUCGUCUUGCUGAUGGCACCUGGUCGGCUCCUUCCGCCAUUUUCACCGCUGGCGCGGGUGUCGGUGGCCAGAUCGGAUUCGAACUGACUGACUUUGUCUUCAUUCUAAAUGACGCCUCGGCUGUCCGCGCAUUCUCGCAAUUCGGCACACUUACACUGGGUGGUAAUGUCUCACUCGCUGCGGGACCGGUCGGUCGAAACGCAGAAGCCGCUGGUGCAGCCAGCACAAAGGGUGUCGCGGCCGUCUUCUCCUACUCAAAGACUAAGGGACUUUUCGCCGGUGUCAGUCUGGAGGGUAGUAUGCUAGUGGAGCGCAAAGAUGCCAACGAGAAGAUGUAUCAAAGCAGGGUAUCGGCCAGUCAGCUUCUCACUGGUACCGUUCGGCCACCCCCAUCCACCGAUGCCCUGAUGCGCGUUCUCGAUUCACGUAUCUUCCAAGGCAACGUCCGAGCGCAGGGCGAUGCGAUGUACAACGACGUGCCGGUUUACGACGAUAGUCAUGACGAUGUGGUUUGGGAGGGCCGAAGAGGCUCGGCCUAUGGCCAAGGUGCACGACGGGAACGAUCAAACACCCAGGACAACUAUGAAUAUCGCGAUAGCCCCCGACGCACAAACACCUGGGCAGACGAUACCUAUGAUCGGCCGGCAGGAGGCCUAGGUCGCUCGGCUACCACGCGCGCUCCCCCGGCUGAUACUUAUGACAACUACGGGCGCAGCAGGAGCAACACGUAUGACAACGACGACUAUGCCUACUCAGACCGUCGGCCUACCCGGCCUAGUGCCCCCAAGCCGGUCUUUGGGCAAAAGACGGGUGCUGGUGCGGGACUGCGGCAGGACCAGGUGGUCGCACUUUACACAUUUGAUGCGGACCAGGAAGGUGACUUGGGAUUCAAGAAGGGCGAUAUCAUCACAAUUAUCAAGCGAACAGAGAAGGCAGAGGAUUGGUGGACUGGUCGUAUCGGCGAUCGCGUCGGUAUUUUCCCGAGCAACUACGUUGAUACCUCCUAAGUUUGUCGUGCAAAUAUGAUCGUCCAGUACUCCUUACGAAUUGUGGGCAUAUGAAGACAUGAUCGGAUAGGGAUGAAUAUUUAGUUGGGGGCGUAUGUGGAUUCGUGUCUUUUCUCCCUCAUUUUCAAAUUCCCACUUGCGUUUUGUCAUUUUACUUUUUUCUUCCAUUACACGGGCGCUGCAGUUCUUAUUCUGGUUCCUGUCUGUUCCGGCAUAGCGCCUGGUCCAAGGUGCGUUGGGAUUACGUUUAUUUGCGUUUUGCGCAGUGGAUCCUUCCGUUCAGCACGUUCUUAGAGUCCUCGUUCCGCCUUCUAUCUACCUAUCAUCGCUUGCAAAUAACCUUGAAUUUCCG